AUACGCCUUGAUAACUCAACAAAAAUUGUUUGCAAAGUUUAACUGAAAAUAUUAAAAAAUAAUUUUAUAGUUGCAAUGGCUGAUGAAUUUUUUUAUGGUGUUACUCUUACUGGCGAAAAAAAACGGCUGUGUGGGAUCCAACAUCAAAAGAUGAAGAAGAUUAUCCAGAACGAGCCAAUAAACUCAUCUUGAAACAAAUAUUAUUGGGCGUUGAAGCAAAAGAAAAUGAAUACAAUGUCGUGGAAGUUGAAACGCCAACCAGAGAUUCGUCAGUGAAAAUUCCAAUCGCAGUAUUGAAAGUCGGCGAAAAUCGCAUGUCUCAAUCAUUCUUAGAAUUUCCAGAAGGUCCAAUAACGUUUAAACUCACUCAAGGCAAUGGUCCCAUUCAUUUUCCUUCCUA
Molecule: messenger RNA, 400 nt
Organism: Clunio marinus
Lineage: Eukaryota; Metazoa; Arthropoda; Insecta; Diptera; Chironomidae
Source: the annotation of a GenBank genome assembly